Rasamsonia emersonii CBS 393.64 is the source of this 1263-nucleotide messenger RNA. RefSeq lists its product as uncharacterized. Gene Ontology annotation, biological process: endoplasmic reticulum tubular network organization. Gene Ontology annotation, cellular component: endoplasmic reticulum tubular network. The transcript has 4 exons. Bases 1 to 1263 code for a protein of 420 amino acids. NCBI's taxonomy places the organism in Eukaryota, Fungi, Ascomycota, Eurotiomycetes, Eurotiales, Trichocomaceae. The record is from RefSeq and is a predicted model, not a curated record.
AUGCCCGUGACCUCAGCACAUGUCAUGGGGUGGUCCGUGCACCUGCUGCCAGCCUGGAGCUUUACGGAGUUUGCGGAGAAUACUGCCAGGACCUUUUUACGGAGUAUCGAAGCUACUCUGACAACGGCGUCUGCUAACUACCAUGUGAUUUUGGUUGACAAAAUGGUGUCCCUCUGGCCCUGGAAGGGCGAGGAUAAUUCACCGGCAUCGUUUGAGAAAGCACUGUCGAGCUUGUCUACCAAGAUCACUCAGACGACAAAUCGUCUCGAUUCGCACCGACAGCAGGCCCGCCGAUUCAAAGCCCUAUGGACUCUCUACACGACCUUUGCGUACCUGCUCUACUCUAUCAUUCUCGCACUGGUCUUGGGAUGGCAGAAUUGGGGGAUUGUUGAAUAUGCGGCUGUCUUGGGAGGACCCGUAGUAAUCUACGCGGUUAGAGCGGUGGCGAGCAAGUUUUUCGAGUAUCGGAUCUCCAAAACACAGAACCAGCUGGACGAGCUCCACAAGCAACGCGAUGAGACGAUCGAGAAACUGAAGAUCGCUACCAAGUACAACUCGACGCAGCAGCUUCUCGAGAAAUAUGGCGGAGAGUCUCAAAAGACUACUCCAUCCAAGAGCGGCGGAGAUUCUAAGGGGAAGGAAACCGAAAGCAAAGCUGGCACACCGCAGAUGGCAGGGAGAACAGGGAUCGCACCUCCUCCGACGGCCAAUAUCAGACGUCCUCCGAACGAGUCGACCCCGGUCCACUCCCCCCCGGCAGCGAAGCCAUCCCGCAGUCUCACAGCUAUUUCGAGCAAAACCGAUUCCCGGGACCUCCGCCGCCCGUUGAUGAACCUGGCUUUGCACCGAAUGCUUUCCCCGCAGCUCCGCAGUAUAACGAGAGUCCCCGCUGGUAUGACCGGCUCUUGGAUGUCCUGCUUGGCGAGGACGAGACGCUCCCGAGGAACCGCCCCGCCGGGAAUGAAGAGUCUCGAAGAGCUUGGCCGGUGGAGGUGCGGAGGCUGUGGAGCCUGGAAUGGCGUGGAGAGCGAGACCAACAAGGUGCUUGCGGAUAUCAAGAGUCAAUCGCAGUCUGCGGAUGGCACGUGGGAAUCGGUGUCCAAGAAGGACGAAGACGUCUCGUCGAAUGGAGAGGUUACUGACGAUGGGGUGAUUGUCGGGAGCGAGGCGAAGGACUCGGAGGGCGAGGAGGAACCAGAACCGGAGCAAUCGCCCAGAAGAAGCAAGAGGGGAAGACCGAAAGGAGGGAAAAAGAAGAGCUAG